Molecule: messenger RNA, 1596 nt
Organism: Echinococcus granulosus
Lineage: Eukaryota; Metazoa; Platyhelminthes; Cestoda; Cyclophyllidea; Taeniidae
Product: Epsin-1
Exons: 8
Coding region: 1-1596 (531 amino acids)
Biological process (GO): endocytosis
Cellular component (GO): endosome; plasma membrane; clathrin vesicle coat
Molecular function (GO): phospholipid binding; clathrin binding
Source: RefSeq, a predicted model, not a curated record
AUGCCCGUUCGACGAAAAAUCAAGAACUCUGUUGGCCAUUAUUCACGUGCUGAACUCCUAGUGAGGGAAGCUACGUCUAACGACUCCUCUAUGCCUAGCCAGGAACUUCUUCUUCAAAUUGCAGACAUGACAAUGGCGCAAACCCUCUAUACUGAUACUACAUCCAUGAUAUGGAAGCGGCUAAAUGAUAAAUGCAAAAAUUGGCGACAUAUCUAUAAAUCCCUUUUUGUCAUUGAGGCCUGUCUGCAGUAUGGAAGCAUGCAGUUUUCCAAAGAAUGUCGUGCUCAACUUCCGCAGAUUUUGACCCUCUGCGACUUUGUAUAUUCAUACGACCAAAAUUCGAAUGCCGGAUUUCUUAUUAGAGAAAGGCCCAACAUAGGAAGGUGUUGGAUUGAAAAUGGAGCAUUUCUUUCUCGUCCAGUGAACUUCCAGUCACGUACUCUCUCUAUUUAUUCAGACAAAGGUAGCAGUCCCAAUUACACACGUCGUGCCAGAUCGGUCUAUAAUCCUUCGGAUGAGUAUGCGGCCCGCACGGAGUCAGAGGAACGGGAACACCUUAGGCUGGCAAUGGCCCUCAGUCUUCAAGACUCCUUCGACAAUUCGGCGACAAAAUCCGGCUCAGACAUCAAACCCACCCUGUUGGAGAGUUCACGAAAGGCUAGUAACACGCAGAGCGAAGAUUUGCAUCUCCUUGACGAUGAGUCUCUCAAAUCGAAACGAUUAAAUUCAUGGUUGGAGUCGCGUUUCAAGCCCUUUGCCAGCUUAUCCACCUCCGAUCUCUGCACUCCAUCCUCUAGUUUGAUUGGUCCUGCUCCACCCACAGCGGAGAAGUGGAGUGUAAUUUCAACGCAAAUGCCUCUGUUAAGUGCCCCAAAUGGUUCCCAAAAUAGUGGCACCUUGACCGACUUGAGCGGACUCGAUUUCGAUCCACUGACUAUUUCCACGCCAGCGGAGGGACCACCGCUAGACAAUUUUGGAGGCACCACUGGGCCUGAUACCACUCUGGUAACUCUGACCCCCUCCACACUGCCUAUCCAUAAGACCUCAGCGGAUGAAUACUUUGAGAGUCUGGCGAGGCGAAAGGCUUCAACCGCUAUUCCUGCUACGCCUGCUGCCACUGCUGUUGCCUCUACUGCUGUCACUGCUGCUGCUUUUAAUACUGCCACCUUGCCCAAGAACUCUUCCACAAUCAUAGAACAGAGAGGUUCCAAACUCUCCAGCAUGCUUGGCAAUCAUCGAGAUUUGGUGGAUCUGGACAAUAUCUGCGGCAUUCAGAAAUCACCUCCAGAUGGAGUAAGGGACAUUUUUGGCGAUAAUCACUUUAAUGCAAUUGACAACUCUUCGAUACCAUCCAUGAGUAAAUUUGGAGUCAAUGGACAACCUUCACUCAACUGGGGAGGUGGAGUAUCACUCUCAACCGUUCAACAACCCGCCCUCACUCCAGCAAAUGAGCUGAUACCACUGACCUCGCAACAACUCGCUACGCACGAACCGACUUGGCAGGCAUUGGUUGGCCAACCGCAACUGUCGGGUGUCUACACCUCAGCCUCAACCACCAAUCGUGUCUCGGUUGCAGGCGCUAAUCCCUUCCUCUGA